Molecule: messenger RNA, 1017 nt
Organism: Pyrus x bretschneideri (Chinese white pear)
Lineage: Eukaryota; Viridiplantae; Streptophyta; Magnoliopsida; Rosales; Rosaceae
Product: dehydration-responsive element-binding protein 1A-like
Exons: 2
Coding region: 166-921 (251 amino acids)
Biological process (GO): regulation of DNA-templated transcription
Molecular function (GO): DNA-binding transcription factor activity; DNA binding
Source: RefSeq, a predicted model, not a curated record
CACACUCGGUGUGCAACUCGCAUUGGACCCGGGGCCCACUCAAGACCCUCCCAAUCCAAAGCUAUAAAAACCACCUCACUCUCUCCCCAAUUUUCAGCCUGCAACCCUAAAAGUUGUACUAAAACACACUCUCAACUCACAGCUUUCUCGGACGCAGCAGAACAAAUGAACACGAUCUCCAGGCAACUCUCCGAUUCCGCCGAAAGGCCCGAAUCGAGUUCCGACACAAGCGUCACGACUCGAAGCCAGCUGACUUCGUUCUCAGACGAGGAGGUCAUUUUGGCGUCCAGCACGCCGAAGAAGCGAGCGGGGAGGAGAGUUUUCAACGAGACAAGGCACCCGGUUUACAGAGGAGUGAGGAGGAGGAACAACGACAAGUGGGUGUGCGAAAUGAGAGAACCGAACAAGAAGAAGUCGAGGAUAUGGCUCGGAACUUAUCCAACGGCAGAGAUGGCAGCUCGGGCGCAUGACGUGGCGGCAUUGGCCUUUAGAGGGAGGCUUGCCUGCCUCAAUUUUGCAGACUCGGCAUGGCGCCUGCCUGUUCCGGCUUCCACUGAUUCAGUGGAUAUCAGGCGGGCGGCCGCGGAGGCUGCAGAGACAUUCAGGCCAGCUGAGUUUGGCGGAGUGUCGGAAAGUGGGGAUGAUGAGAAGGAGAGCAAGAAGAUGGAAGGGGAGAAGGAUUGUGGAGGUGCGGAGCAAAGCGAUUGUGGAGGUGCGGAGCAAAGCGACUGUGGAGGUGCGGAGCAAAGUGGCAGCUCGUUUUACUUGGAUGAGGAGGAAAUGUUCGCCAUGCCAAGGUUGCUUGAUAGUAUGGCCGAAGGGCUUCUGCUCUCUCCACCUCGCCGUUCAGCUGGUGGCAACAUGAACUGGGAUGAUAUGGGAAGCAAUGAUGACGUCAAUCUGUGGAGCUUCUCAAAGUAAUAGAUAUUUAUACAGGUGUAUUCAUCAUCCCUAAGGACACUAUCCGUUUAUUUUUUCAUUUAAUUUUUGCCAUUAAAAAAAUAGUAUCCGUUAUUU